GGUACAGGUGUUCCUGUGUAUAUACAGGGCUUAUGAGCCACAUACAUUGCAAAGCACACUAAGCCUUUAGCGCUAUACCUGCACAUAUACAGAACCAUGAGGUUAGUGACUGUACAACUCCUUGGGUUAAUACUAUUACUAUUCACGGCCCUUGGUUUUAUGAUUCAGCUCCUGGGAACCCACUUCCAGAAAAUUAGCCCACCUCAGACUUUCACUGUACUACGCCAGCAUUCCUCACCCUCAAUAAAAACUUGUCGUCCAAAAACUCACAUAGUGUUCCUGAAGACCCACAAGACUGGUGGAAGCUCCAUACAAAAUAUGCUACAUCGCUAUGGGGACAGGAACUCAUUGACAUUCGCUCUACCCCAAAAAUAUCAGUUCAACUAUCCCAGCCUGUUCCAUGCUAGCAGGGUGAAAGGAUAUAAUGAAUUUAAGAAGCCAAAGUAUGAUAUCUUGUGCCACCAUAUGCGCUUAAAUCUCCCAGAGGUCAGGAUGCUCAUGCCUGCAGACUCCUUCUACGUCACAAUUUUACGGGAUCCAGCGACCUUAGCAGAGUCUUCUUUCUCUUAUUAUCGCUCAGAGUCAUCUGCAUUUCAGAAAGCCCCCGACUUUAAGACCUUCUUGGCUCAACCUGCCCUCUACUACAAACCACGAGAGAAAGGAAACCAAUAUGCACGCAACUUUCAGUGGUUUGACCUGGGAUUUAAUCCUGACACCCCUUUCAAAGAAUCUGUGGCCAAAGCGGGAGUCAGGGAGAUACAGAGAGCUUUCCAUAUAGUUCUACUCUCUGAGUACUUUGAUGAAUCAAUGAUCCUUCUGAAGGAAGAGCUUUGCUGGGACCUUGAUGAUGUGGUGACCUUUAAACAGAAUAGCCAUGAUUCCACACCUCUGGAUAAAAGAGAGAAAGAGAUGUUACGAGCAUGGAAUUCCCUAGACUUGUAUCUUUAUGUCUACUUCAACAGUACCUUCUGGGAGAAAGUAGAGAGAUUUGGGAAAGAGAAGAUGGACAUUGAAGUUAGGAGGUUAAGAGAAAGAAGACAACAGCUAGCUGACAUAUGUCUGGAGGGGGUGAAUCCUGUAAGAGUGGAUCAGGACAAGAAGGAGAAAAUCAAGCCUUUUCAGUUUAGGCAGGAGAAGAACAUAGGGUGGGUGGUGAAAAUGGAUCUUGAGCCUAAUACUCGGGCACAGUGUAUUCAAAUGAUAACUCCAGAGCUGCAAUACAAGGAUAUUUUGGAUGCAAGGCAGUUUCCAGGAGCUGUAUGAAACUGGUCUACACCAGCAGGGACUUCAGUAACCUUCUAGGAUCCUAGACGUUUCUUAGGUUAAAAACUUUGCAAUUGAGGUGGGUUUUAGGAAUAAAGAUAAUUAUUAUUGGAUUUAUUUAACAUUAUUAAAAGGAUGGCAUAUUUCAAGGCUUCUUUCCGCCAAGCUGCACUUCUUCCAUACAAAUGUCAUCCAUCUUUAGUAAAGCAAGACUGUGGAAUUGAAAGGUUUGCUCCCCUUACCCCAAGAAAUUGAACUGAAUCUAAUUGAACAAACAUUUAUUUGCUGACUGUUAUCCGUUCCUAGUCUUUUAUUAUAUUUUAUUUUAAAUUCUUCAUGGUCACUUUUGUUGUUUCUCUUGAUAGGCUGAAGAGGUAGCGAGUUUGCCCAGUGAGCAGAUUUUUGUUCACUUUGGCCCCUCUGGUGGUGGGUCAAAUCAAAUUGAUUUGAUCCUAAGGUCCCCAUGUAAGGAAUUGACAAGAACUCUUGCAC
Xenopus laevis (African clawed frog) is the source of this 1755-nucleotide messenger RNA. RefSeq names its product galactose-3-O-sulfotransferase 4, gene 2 S homeolog (gene gal3st4.2.S). The transcript has 4 exons. The record is from RefSeq and is a predicted model, not a curated record. The coding region runs from base 97 to 1263 and encodes 388 amino acids. Lineage: Eukaryota; Metazoa; Chordata; Amphibia; Anura; Pipidae.